UUGAAGCUGUAUCUUAGCAUACUCAGGCGCUGGUUCGCUCUACAAUAUCUGCUCUGGACAUGACGCCUAGGGGUUUCUAUUACACCGCAGCCCGUCCGUCACUCUAUCAGCUAUCUCUGUUUUUUUUCUUGGUCUGCUGAUUAAGUACGUAUCUCGCUCGUUCCUGAUGGAAGUUGUACAUAAAGGCAUCGCAGCCGUUCAGACUUCCCUUGACUCCUCUUUGUCCGUCGAUAAUCCAACUUCCCUCGUCACCUGUUGCACAACAUGUUGGCUGGCAACGAAGCCUUUCGAAGCAUCCCCAAUCAUGGCUCCCACCUGACCUGGUGGGAGAAUGAUGGCCUUCGACAACUCAACUUGUUACUCGGAACUAUCUUCUUAGCUCAGUUUUUGAACGGUUACGAUGCUUCUCUUGUCAGUGGCUUCCAGUCCAUGAAGCCUUGGUUGAAAAAUCUUGGGAAUCCCGACUCUAACCACAUCGGUCUGCUGAAUGCCGCGAUGUACUUGGCCGGGUUAUGUACUGCCCCCUUUGCUGCUUUCAUUGCUGAUCGCUGGGGACGCAAAUGGUGCAUACGGUACUCUUCCGUUACCAAUAUGAUAGGUACUGCUAUCGGUUGCGCUGCUGGCUCCGGGGGCACCAACGGAUACGCCAUGUUCAUCGUGUCACGGAUUAUUAUCGGCUCAGGUCUUGCUUUCGCCCUCAUGUGCUCUCCGAUCAUGCUUCAAGAGCUUCCCCAUCCGAAGCAUAGAACAUGGAUGGCCGGUUUCUUCGAUGUCGCAUUUAUCAUAGGCAAUUUCACGGCUGCAUGGGUUAACUUUGGAUGUAGUCAUCUCAAGAACAACUGGUCGUGGAGAAUCCCUUAUUUGAUUCAUAUCUGUCCAGCAUUGAUCAUGAUUGUCCUUAUCUCAUUCGUUCCUGAGUCUCCUCGUUGGUUGAUCAAAAAUGGCCGUGAGGAGGAAGCCAAAGCCUUCUUAACCAAGUAUCACGCGAAUGGCAGGGCCGACGAUGAACUAGUUGCAUUCGAGUAUGCAGAAAUUCAAGAAGCACUCCGUAUGGAGAGGGAGACAAAACAGGACACGUGGAAAGCAAUUCUCAGCAGCAAGAGCAGUCGUCAUCGCCUUGGUUGUGUUAUUUUGAUUGCUAUCUGCCAGAAUUUGAGCGGCACGGCUAUCAUCAGCUACUAUUACACUUCGAUUCUCAAGCUUGUCGGGAUUACGGACACCGUCACCCAAACCGGUAUCAACGCUGGACUGACGUCGUUCACUUUCCUUAUGGCCCUAUUUGGUCUUUGGCUCACCCAGCGCGUCAAGCGUCGACCUCAGCUCCUGGGCACAUGGUUUGCCGUCCUCCUUGCAAACAUCGGUCUCACUGCAUGUACCGCCGAGUACACCAAAACCAAAAACAAGGGAGCUGGUAUCGGAGCUGUUGUCUUCGUUUGGUUGUACAACGGCGCUUUCUUCGUGUCCUGCGGUCCCAUUUUCUUCAGUUACCCUGCUGAGGUCCUCCACUAUUCAAUGCGUGGCAAGGGCAUGAUGGUGUGGGCAAUUACUGCGAAAUGUUUGUCCGUCUUCGGCGCGUACACGAACCCGGUUGCCAUGCGUAACAUCGGAUAUAAGUGGUAUACGUUCUACACCGCAAUCCUUUGCGUCACCGGCGUCUGUAUAUACUUCUUCAUUGUUGAAACCAAGGGCCACACCCUCGAAGAGAUCGGACAGCUCUUUGAUGGUAAACCCCUCGAAACCAGUCUUCAUCCUGAGCUUGCGACCGUCAAGUACAAGAAAGGCGACGCUAUGGUUGACGUCAAGGGCGUUCCCGACGAAGAGAAUUCGCUCGAUCACAAGACUGAGUCUUGAUAGAUAGAUUUUAUGUUACAUUUUUACGAGUCUAUGCCCGCUUAAUUGGAAUCGUACGAGUUAAGUAGUAAUGAUAGAUACAAAGGGAUGAAUUUGAUUUGGAAUAUCUCAGUUUGAC
Molecule: messenger RNA, 1969 nt
Organism: Desarmillaria tabescens
Lineage: Eukaryota; Fungi; Basidiomycota; Agaricomycetes; Agaricales; Physalacriaceae
Product: general substrate transporter
Exons: 21
Coding region: 265-1851 (528 amino acids)
Biological process (GO): carbohydrate transport; transmembrane transport
Cellular component (GO): membrane
Molecular function (GO): carbohydrate:proton symporter activity
Source: RefSeq, a predicted model, not a curated record